Myxocyprinus asiaticus (Chinese sucker) is the source of this 5116-nucleotide messenger RNA. RefSeq lists its product as uncharacterized. The transcript has 10 exons. Gene Ontology annotation, cellular component: external side of plasma membrane. The record is from RefSeq and is a predicted model, not a curated record. NCBI's taxonomy places the organism in Eukaryota, Metazoa, Chordata, Actinopteri, Cypriniformes, Catostomidae. Gene Ontology annotation, biological process: immunoglobulin mediated immune response; cytokine-mediated signaling pathway. The coding region runs from base 1562 to 3130 and encodes 522 amino acids. Gene Ontology annotation, molecular function: cytokine receptor activity; protein binding.
CUCAUAGUGAUAGCUGCACCAGCAUGUGUGUGUGUGUGAUGACAGGAAGAGCUGCGUGUACGGUGAAUCACUGUUUGUUAUUUUAAACGUGCAUUCAGUAUUUUGGGGCUAAUUUAAAAAGUUUUACACAUUAACGAAUGAAUUGUGUAUUUGUGAAGAGUGAUCUGAAUGAUGUACACUCACAUGAGAUGAAGACUGUACUCAUAAUAGUUUUCUAUAAAAAAUAUACAUGGUGUGUGUCUCCCCUUCAGUGUGUUUGGCCAUAUUGAAAUGACCCGCUGGGUUUCACUAAAUGAAGAAGAGAAUCCUCGCGCUAAUUGGCUGCUGUCUAUGUAGAUCCGCUUGGCUAUGCUUAGCGCAGUGUUGUUUGGUUAUGUGAAGAGCGAUAAGAACAAAAUGGAACAUAUUUAUUAUCGUGCUUUAGAAGCAGAGACUACGGGAGAUUUAGUAGCUGUACUGCCGAAGAAGCGAAAAAGGUCUGAAGCAAGAAGACAGAAAGACUGGCAAAGGCAAAAAACUAGAGUAAACAUCGGUAUGGCCUACACAAGAUUUGAAAGAUUUGAUGACAGAGAAAAACCUGAGUAGUGAUGCCGAUGUUGCUUCUUUUAUGUUUUAGGUAACACAUUAUGAAUUGUUUAGACCUCUCUCUAAAAUACUAUUCUAUAAGUACUAACUCGUACAAGUUUCCCUCUAAGUUUUUAAAAUUACGUGUGUAGUCAACGUAUGUAAGUAAUGGACAGUUUUCAGCGGUGUUUACAAAUGCAACCGGAAAGCAACGUGUCAUUUUCUUUUCUUUGUUAUCACAGCUAUAGUCUACAUAUAGCCCAUCUAACUCCACCUCUAUGAAACGGCAUACGUCUUCAUUCAUUUAGAGCAAAGUAGCUUGGCACAACGAUUGUUGUGGAUUUUGUGUAAACCAUGACAUUGUUUGCUUGGAAACAAAACAAGUUUGCCAAAUACAGUUUUCAUGGACAUGCUAAAUUUGAUAAUCAAAAACCCUUCUAAUCUGCUAGAUAAUUGAGGUUUAUUUUACGCUAAGCAGUUCUCUAAUAAAGGUAAUAACUCUUUAGAAAUAACGUGAAACCUAGACAGUCUCCAAAGAUUAUUGAUAUGAGGGACAAUAAUAAUCUGUCCUUAACUGUAUUAGUCUGUUCGCUUGAAUUCUGACUUUUGUUUUUAGGCAAAGCAAUUACAUUAUAGCCUAUUAGUAAUAAAUAACUUAAGAAAUUACCUCAAAAUCCGACAUUUUCCAGAUGCAAAUGAUAUUCCAGAGCUGACGGGGGCAGCAGAGACGAUCAUGCUGAUCCACAUCGAUAUAUGGCAAUACAUUGUCUAACACCAUUGUCACAUCGGUACCUACGAAGAAGAGCAAUGCUAACGUUAGCUAGAACUAAUGCUCAUUUAACACUGUAGUGUGUUAUAGCAUUCACAGACGAAACGUGUGAGCUGACCGACAUCGCUGGAGUCAAAUGAGACCGUAAACUUCAGCGGUGGACCGACUCCACUCAUUGCACCUCAGUUUUCGUUGUCAGGAGACGGUGUGCACUGGAAGGAAAAGCUCAUGACGCAGAUUCUGAGUAUGAAGUCAAUGAAGAUGAUGGUGAUGAUGUCACUCUUAUAUUCAGUUCUUGCAGAUCAAAGUUUAGAGUGUCAUAAUGACUUCUUCAACACCUUCACAUGUGUUUGGAACACCUCUAAACUAGCGACAAAUCCACCUGUCAGAACAGACUCAAACUGCUCCCUGCAUGUCAUGGUUAAGAAAAAUUCGCUAGAUGAGGAAAGUGCAAAACUGUCUCCUGACAGCGCAGAGCCAAACAUACGCAGUGCCACCAUCGUGUUUAAGAGCAGUAUAGGUAUAAUAAUUCCAGCAGCGUUUAUACAUCAAGACGUCAGAUGUGAAAACUUUGAGAAUCCUGUGGCUACAAUACCGCAACAUAAAGCAAUUGGCAGUGUAGUGAAAGUGUCUCCCCCUCAGAUGGCGGAAGUUGACGGGCUCAAUGUUUCUUGGAGAUUCGGUUCUCCAAAGUCGAGAUACCUCACACAUAAGUUUGAACUUCAGUUUAAAUCUGCAGCUCAGAGCUGGACGGAUGUGAAGACGAUCUCAGAACUCACAGAUCUGCAAGUGGAGCUGCCAGAAGAGCAUGUGAUCUUACAUGAACAGUAUGUGGUCAGAGUGAGAGACAAACCUUUACUGUCCAACGCCACCUGGAGUGAGUGGAGUAAAGAAUACAGCUGGACUUCAAAAGUGGGCAGGAGACCCACCAUGCCUGGUGUUGGUGAGGUUGUGGGUCUAGACUGGUCUUCAUCUAUAAUAGGAAUAACUCUUACCGGAAUCACUCUUGCUACCAUCUCAAUCUUUACCAUACUCUUCAAAUGCUACAAAAUCACAUGGUUCGAGAAAAUCCAGUCCUCAUAUAUACCUGAUCCCUCCAAAUACUUUGGUGAUCUGAACUCCCACCACAAAGGAAAUUUUAAGUCUUGGCUCGGAUUAGUUUUCGCUCUUGAGGUGGACUCGGAGUGCGUCAGUCCCGUUGAGGUUGUCAAACUGCAGGAUUGCGACAAUUCCUGUCUCACUGAAAGAAUCAGCAGUGGUAUGCAGGAUAGGUGGGAAGGCACCACCAAAUCCUCCAACUUCUCAAACUCCACCUACUUCCUGUCUCAGAGCUCCACUGGGCCCCGCAACACCCUGGAACCCUGCUCGGUGCACUGCUCAUAUGGGCCUGCUGGGGGAGACAGCGCUCUAGAGACGGUUUUGCAGUGCUCCACUGCGUUCACUCACAGCACUAAGGACAGAGCGCGUGAGCUGGAAUCUGAUUUGAAGAAAAUCGAGCAGCUCCGUCAGGAUACACAGAGUCCUGAUUCAGGCUUCGCCGCCGGAGCUGAAGACAGCCUGGAAGAAACUGAUCUCCCGAGCCCUCUGGGUUUAAAUCUGCUCCCUCACCUGCUACUGGACCUGCAUGUUCCUCAUCCCAACAGACUCCUGCUCUCGGGCUGGGAGCGAACUCCUCUUAUGCUGGGAACAAACCGUCUAAUUCCCACCAUUGAAUUAGACCCGGACCUGCACAGAUCAUGUGGGCUGAUAGAGCCCUCUAGUGGCGAUUAUAUGCCAGUGAAAAAUGUGCAAAAUUAAUUUUAUUCAGAAGGCAACACAGGCAACGUUCGCAGCAGCAGAAUACAGUGUCAGUUAUGUUUGUUGUGUUAAAUACGCUUCUGUUCACACACAGUUCAAUUGUGAAAAUCAUAUGAUGCGAGUCCAGUUACUUCUGAGAGAAUUCUACCACACAGUUUACCAUGAAUCAGACCAUGAAAAACCUUCAAAACCUUCAGAAAAUUCUUAUUGUUUGUGAUAAGAAGGUUUAUAACAACCCACAUGUGUUAUCAUAAUAUAUAAUUUUUAUUUAUUGGAAUUUUGCUAACAAAGGUUUUUUUAUUCAUUACAUGAAACCAGUUGUAAAAUAUUCGUCAUUUUAUUUUAUUUAUUUUUUUAAUUCAAACAUGUAUUUUGAACAAUGUUUGCUAUUUUGAAUGUAAGAUAAGUCAAUAGUUCUGAUGUGUUCACACUUGUAGUUCGGUUCUCUUGGUCCGGACCAAAAAAGAAAAUGAUACAUAGCCUAAUACUGACCUCAAGCAUACCUGGUUGUUCUCAUCAUAGGAGCUAUGUUGCCCAUUACAGUUCGGUACAGGCGUCGGAACCGCCGUCAGCCGUCCUUGCAGCUUAUCUUCGUUUGUGUGUGCAACGGAGGCAUUCCUUGCGCUGUUUUGAAUCCUUUACACAUUUUAUUAGCUCUUUGUUUGUUCUCAGCUGGUAAAAAUACCACCAUAUAUACAUAUAAAAAUCCAAUGAGCGCAUUUAGCCCAGCAGCCAGCAUUGUUUUGGAUGUUCGGCAAGUUCUGUUGCAAAAUAUAAGUCAUAAAAGCUGUCCAAUCAGGUUGUGACUUUUUCCUGAUGCUUUUUGGUUCGGUGUUAAAAAUGCCAGUGUGAAUGCUAAGCGAACCAGGACUAAGGGUGUUUUCACACUAGCACCUUUAGUGCGCACCCGAGUUUGAAUGAAAGAAGCAUAUUUUAGUUUUUAUGACCAUUAAACUGUAAAAUUGUCAACCCUGUUACUUUUCUGAAGGAAUAGGAAUAUAUCCCUUUUAUAACCACCAUAUCAAACAGGAAAAUGCAGCCAUUUCAAAGCAUGACCCUAAUGAUAUUAGACAUUUUUCCAUUGCAGGAACUUUUCCUAGUUGCAGGUGCUAUUUCAGGUUCUCAUUGUUUUUCCGCCACAUGUAACUAAAAUCUGAACCAAACCAGGAACCUUUUAGUACCUGCUGCUGAGGUGGUACUUUUCAUGCAAAGUGGAAGUAUUUGGGUGCAGUCAGAACAGCAAACGCUUUUCAUUGGUCAAGAAAAAAGCAUCAUUAGACAGCCGAUUCUGGCCAUUUUUAAAGUUCGGUGAGUAAUCUUCAUUAACUUUUGUUGAGUUGUUGCUAUUGUAAGCUUUUCAACAGUGUUUUAAUUGAGUCGGAGCUCUUGGGGAGUCUCCUUACACUGCUGAAAACCGUGAAAUCACUGUCUGCUCCGUUUGAACUGAAUAAUUACAUCAGAUGCACGCACAACUCCCAAAGAAUCACAAUGGGAAUCCCUACCAAAAAUUAAAAGAAUAAUUCAAUAUAUUAAUUAAAAUGAGUCAUUUUAAUAUUCUUAAUGAAGUGUAAAGCAAUAGAAAGACAUUAGGCUCAAUAAUAGACAAUUUUAUUUGAAAAUAAUAGUCACCAUGUCUGAGAUGCAUAGUGUAUGUUAGAGUUGUAAACAUUCCUCUCAUAUUCCUUUUGUAUGUCUUAUUUAAAAAAAAAAAUGUCUUUCUGUCAUCACUAUCAUUUAUCAGCAUGGAUUGUGGAUUUUAAGAUAUUGAGGGAGGGUCACAGGCGCAGCAUUGUAAAUGGACAAAGAUGUUUCUCAAUAUUGCAUCUUCAUGUCACUUAACUCUUAUGGGAUUCAACAACCCCUCCCCCCAAUUCAGACACUUUUUUCAAAUCAAAACUGAUAGAUUGAGAGACACUGCUGUGCAGGAUCUGAUGAGUAGCCUAUUUAUGGAGAAUAAAAAAUUCAGCGUAACGCUGGUUUCACAUA